CGCGGAACGGAGAACAGAUCUACACUCUAUCAUGGCUCUAUUAAUGCUCCUGUUGUUCCUUCUGCCUGCAGCAGCUUCUGACCAAGAAGCAUUAACCGUGUAUCCUGGAGAUGAUGUCACUCUGCCAUGUCAGACUGAUUAUUACCCCAUCGGCGUUGUACAGUGGAGCAGACCUGACCUGAAGCAAGAAUACGUCCUCUUAUACAGAGAUGGACACAUGGAUCUAUACGGCCAGCAUCCAGAAUUGUACGGCAGGGUAGACCUGGUGGACAGAGAGCUGAAGGAUGGAGACGUGUCUUUAAUUCUGAAGAAUGUGAGAGGCAUAGACAGAGGAACAUACAAGUGUCGAGUUAAAGCAGAUCGUUCGAGGCUCAUCGUUGACUCUGAGCCAAUUAGAACCAUCCAUCUGCUGGUUACAGAGCCAGGUUUUGUUGUUAGAAACUCCUCUCCUGUAGGCCGAGACCUUGGACUGGCAGCAGGUGGACUGCUUCUUGUAUCUGUUGCAGUGGUUGGUGUCCUGAUAUAUUAAAAGACAUAAGGGCAAGAGGUUAGGAUCGGCUGCAGAUGAUGCUGAUGAAGAACCAGCUGUUCAGUUCAUCGGACAACUCACAUAGCUAUUUACACCUCACUGUUUGUGACUUCUCUAUCUCUGGGUGUGAGGCCAUGUUUUAAUCUGCUUUUAUAUCAUCCAAUUUCUCCCCUCUAUGAAUCUCACAUACUUUUUUUCAAGUAAGGUUCUGUCACUUUAAAGACAUUUUACUAGAGUAGGGAUGCACCGAAUCCAGAUUUUUGGGGUUCAGCCGAAUACCGAAU
This is a messenger RNA of Perca fluviatilis (European perch), 813 nucleotides long. RefSeq names its product coxsackievirus and adenovirus receptor-like. The record is from RefSeq and is a predicted model, not a curated record. NCBI's taxonomy places the organism in Eukaryota, Metazoa, Chordata, Actinopteri, Perciformes, Percidae. The transcript is spliced from 3 exons. The coding region runs from base 32 to 529 and encodes 165 amino acids.